AUCGACAACGUCAAUACCUCACACGAAAGGCUGAACCUCAGCCUCUGAACCCACCAACACCCCCCGUCCGACAACACCACAAAUCCACGGCGACAAUGCUGCGAUAGAAAUGCGUGGCCAAAGCUAGCAAACAAACCCGGUCGAAGAGCUAGUUAUUAUGAAACGCCACGGCGCCAACGGCGAGAACAAUGGCCUCCUGGGCGGCAGCGACUGGGAGGAGUUGAACGAAUACCCCAGCCGCGCGGGCUCUCACUCGCCCUCUCUGCGGAGCGAUGAUGCUGCGAACGCGAAGGAGGACGAGACAAGGAGCGCGUCGCGCACGCGGCCGACCCCGAGGACGCCUAUGAAAGUGCACUUCGAUAUCCCCCGCGACGACGACUCGCUCGCCGAAGCGGGCUAUAUGAAUGGAGGAGACGCGCAUGAGGGGAGAGGCGGGGCUAUAAGGAAUUCAGACCAUCUAGACGAUGAUGAUGAUCGUCACGAUGACGACGAGGGCCACGAUGCGCCGCUGCUCCCCAGCGCAAGCACUCCGAUCGACUCUGCGUUAGAGAACCCAGAUGAUCGCCCGACGUCGUCGCUGCAGGCUGCGAUCUCGAAUAUGUCGAACUCGAUUCUGGGCGCGGGGAUAAUCGGGCAGCCGUACGCGCUGAAAGAGGCGGGGCUGGCUGCUGGUGUGACGCUGCUGGUAGUCCUCACUGUGGUCGUCGACUGGACCAUCCGGCUGAUUGUUAUAAACUCCAAGAUGUCGGGGCGGAAUACAUUUCAGGGGACGGUGGAGUUCUGUUUUGGAUGGUGGGGACUGCUGGCUAUUAGCUUUGCGCAGUGGGCGUUUGCGUUUGGAGGUAUGGUGGCGUUUGCGGUGAUUGUGGGGGAUAGCAUUCCGCCGGUGAUCGAGGCCAUUUGGCCAGGUAUGAAGGAUAUUAGAUACCUGGGAUGGUUGGCAGGGAGGUCGGGCGCGAUUGUGGUGUUUAUUGGGUGUAUCAGCUGGCCUUUGAGUUUGUAUAGGGAUAUUUCGAAGCUGGCAAAAGCGAGCACAUUGGCGUUAUUCAGUAUGUUGGUUAUCAUCGGAACGGUAGUAACGCAGGGAUUCUCAGUCCCCGCCGAGCUACGAGGAACGUUCGAUUUACCACUCUGGACCAUCAACGUCGGCAUCUUCCAAGCCAUCGGCGUAAUCUCCUUUGCCUUCGUCUGCCACCACAACACCCUCCUAAUCUACUCCUCCCUCUCCACGCCCACCCUAACCCGCUUCUCCCUCCUCACACACAUCAGCACCAUCAUCUCCCUCUUCGCCUGCCUCGCCAUGGCCCUCUCCGGCUUCCUCACCUUCGGCUCCCUAACCGACGGCAACGUACUCAACAACUUCCCCAACUCACCUCUCGUCAACCUGGCCCGCUUCUGCUUCGGCCUGAACAUGCUCACCACCCUCCCCCUCGAAGCCUUCGUCUGCCGCGAGGUGAUGGUGAAUUUCUUCGCCCCCUCCGCUGCUGCCGAUGCACCUAUUAUGGACUCCCACGACUCGCCCGCCCACGACACCAGCACCGUCGUCCAUGUCGCGCUGACCACUGGAUUGGUCUGGGGCGCGGCGCUCAUCGCGACGCAAGUAUGUGAUCUUGGCACGGUGUUUGAGAUCAUUGGCGCCACGUCUGCGAGUAUUCUGGCGUACAUCCUCCCGCCGCUUUGCUACCUUAAGCUGAGCAAGAAGAAGGACUGGCGGAGGCCGGUGGCAUGGGGGGUUGUUGCGUUUGGAUGCACGGUGGCGGCGAUGACGCUGCUGCUUUCAGCGGUGAAGGUUUGGACGGGCGAGCAUGCUGCGGUUAAGAAAUGCCAUAGUUAAGAAGUGUAGGCAGAGUAGUUAGUCCAUAAGUCAGGAAAUAUAAGGCGAAAGGACGGGUUUGAUAGAUGUUACAAUAUACGAGCGGCCGUUUUGACCUGUGUAGAUUAUGGAUAUUUUGGAUGUAGAAACAAUAGAAAACGGCUUACUGCCAGGUUGAUAUCUC
This is a messenger RNA of Pseudogymnoascus verrucosus, 1997 nucleotides long. RefSeq lists its product as uncharacterized. Gene Ontology annotation, cellular component: endoplasmic reticulum. The record is from RefSeq and is a predicted model, not a curated record. Lineage: Eukaryota; Fungi; Ascomycota; Leotiomycetes; Thelebolales; Thelebolaceae. Gene Ontology annotation, molecular function: amino acid transmembrane transporter activity. The transcript is spliced from 3 exons. Bases 158 to 1834 code for a protein of 558 amino acids. Gene Ontology annotation, biological process: amino acid transmembrane transport.